AGUAAACACACUUUGAUCCGAUCACAUUUAUUACCGUUUAGAUCUCACCUGCAAUUCGCAGGCUUCAAGCUUUGUUUACAAAAUUUAAGUUAAUUAAGAAAUAUCCAACUUUAAAAUGGCGUUUACUAAAUUAGUAAACUUUGUGUAUAUUGUAAUUCAUUUUGUAGCAAUUGUGCUGUUUCUUUAUGGAUAUUUCUCACUUUCUGACAACCAGAAUCUUGACAACCUCAAUCAAUAUGACAACAUGAUCGCUGUGAAGCCAAUUGUAAGUCAUUGUGAAUUAUAUAAAAAGGAGCCAAUGUUUAAAAAGUUGGUAUUCGUUCUGAUUGACGCGUUAAGAGCUGAUUUCAUUUCUGUACAAUCAAUGCCAUUUGUUUCGGAACUUUUAAACAACAACACUGCCAUAAGAUUUACAAGCACAGCUGCAACACCAACUGUGACAAUGCCUCGAUUGAAAGCUUUAUUAGCCGGCAUCAGACCCAACUUCCUCGAUAUCAUUAGGAAUUUAAACGCUGGUAGUUUCAAUGAAGACAAUUUCAUUAGUAAAGCUAAAGAAGCUGGUCGAAGAAUUAUAUUCUAUGGUGAUGAUACAUGGAUGAAGAUGUUCUCGAAAGAAACGUUUAUCAAGUUCAAUUUAACUUAUUCAUUUUUUGCAACGGACUAUACUGAAGUGGACACCAAUGUAACAGAUAAUAUGAGACCUGAACUUAAUCAGCUCGAACAAUGGGAUUUUAUGAUCCUUCACUACCUUGGAUUGGAUCAUAUUGGUCACAGUUUUGGUGCAAAAUCACAUUUAUUGCCUCAAAAACUUCAUGAAAUGGACUAUGUAAUUGAAUCAAUUUAUGAAAAGGUUUCAGCGCAAAAUGAACCAUAUCUGAUUUUAGUUACUGGUGAUCAUGGCAUGACUGAUGAUGGUAAUCAUGGUGGAUCAUCUAGUCCUGAAAUUAAUACAGGAUUAUUGUUCAUUCAUACAGGUUUAUUGUCAAAAAUGACCUGGGCCAAUAAUGUACUACAAAGUGUACAACAAGUAGAUAUUACUGCCACCAUCUCGCUUCUCUUUGGGCUUUCGAUUCCAAUUAAAAGUCAUGGUAAACUAAUUACACCUCUAAUGAAACAUUGGUCUGUACCAUUGGAUCAAACAACAUGUUAUCUAUUUGAAAAUAGCAUGCAAAUGAAAAAUUUGAUGAAAUUUAGCGAUGCCACUGUCAACAUUUUAUCAAAAGCAGUUGAGGGUCAUUCGGAAUAUAUCUCUAGUGUCAACAAAACAUCUACCGUGUUGAAGUCUGUUGAAAAAAAUUACGAAGAAUUUUUACAAAAUGCUCAAAAGGAAGUAAUUAUAAAUCAAGAAUACACCUCUUCAAUUGGUCUCUUUAUCCAAGUUAUCGCCAUAUUAAUGUGUUUUUUCAGCGCCAUUAAAAUUUUGGAGAAUGAAUAUAAAGAAGUCAAUUCUGUGAUAUUCAAUGGCAACUUGAAUGAACCUUUACAAGUUUUCAUGCUAUUUGCUAUUGGCGCGCGAAUAGUACUUCUUGGAUCUACUAGUUUUGUUGAAAUGGAACCUUUUUUCUGGUCAUUUUUAUCAUCAACAAUCGUGAUACUUAGUGCGUUAAAUUUUUUUCUAGUCCAACGUACCGUUCCAAGUUUAUUCAAUUUCAUGUCAUUGCCUUUUGACUAUGCAGUUGGAAUUAUUGGACACAUCUCUGCAAUCAUACUAAUUCGAAUAGUAUCUUCAUGGCAAACUGUGUAUACGCCAUUUCUAAGUGAUUUAUUUAAUUUGAAAUCGAAUCGAAGAUUGACAACUUCUUUAAUGAUAAUUUUUUUAACCAUAAUUUCAUUUUUUUCGAGUGCAAGCCGAUUCAGCAAACAGCAAUGCAUCUUAAUUUCAGGACUGUUUUGGAUCUAUCUUUACAGGUGUGACACAAAUUUUUUAACAACGUAUCGAUUGCCAUUUUUCAAUCUGAUUCCUCCAUUGUCAUCUUUAUUCAAAGCUCGAUUGAUCUAUCUGCACAUAUUGCUUUUAUUGAUGGAAAAUUUUUUCAAAAGGCGAAAUAUCGACUUUGAUUGUAACUUGAUUGAUGGAUUGAUACCUAAAAGAACUAGACGAAAUAAUGAACUAACGCCUAGCAUUCUUAGAACCUUUACCGUUUGCUGGAUUUUACUUAUUUGCCUACUUUCGAAACUAGUCAAUAUACCUCUAAUAGCUAUUUCCAUUGGAUUGGAAAAAAUUAUCUAUUCAAUCACUAAGUGGAGUCUCAAAAAUGAUUUCUCUCAUCUUAUUUAUUUCGUAUCUACUUACUUGACUUUUGGUUAUACUUUUUAUUAUAGCCAAGGUAACUCUAAUGAUAUUUCUACUAUUGAUGUAGCUUCUGGUUACAUAGGAUUAGAUGAUUAUAUGCCAUUAUUUACUAGUAUUUUAAUUGUUUCAAAUACCUAUUCUCAACUGAUUUUUUGGCUUCUCAUGAUGUUUGUGAGAAUUACUGAAGUAAAAUCUAACCUUCUGGCUUUCAGAGUUACGAAAGCAAUCACAGGUACAUUUAGUUUUUUAAUUACCUCACAAUUUCUCACUGUUGGAUAUUUCAUGAUAGUGGCGUUGAUUCUUCGUAACCAUCUCUUCAUUUGGACCGUGGUUAGCCCUAAAUUAUUAUAUGAAACUUUCCAAUCUUUCCUAAUCUUCAUGGUUGCAGUCAUGGUAACAAUUUGUACACAACUUGGUAGAUGAAAGAACCAGAAUUGGAAGGUGUUUUUUUAUUUAGUCAUAAUCACCGAUGGAUAAAUCCAUACCUAAUGUCAAUAUAAAUACCAAAAAUUAAAACAUUGAUUCUGUUAUAUAAUUCUUUUUAAUACUGAAUAAAUAACAUUAAAAAUCUUGA
Tetranychus urticae (two-spotted spider mite) is the source of this 2867-nucleotide messenger RNA. RefSeq lists its product as uncharacterized. Gene Ontology annotation, biological process: GPI anchor biosynthetic process. NCBI's taxonomy places the organism in Eukaryota, Metazoa, Arthropoda, Arachnida, Trombidiformes, Tetranychidae. Gene Ontology annotation, cellular component: endoplasmic reticulum membrane. The record is from RefSeq and is a predicted model, not a curated record.